This is a messenger RNA of Zalophus californianus (California sea lion), 3785 nucleotides long. It is a transcript of the gene ZFYVE28, whose product is annotated as zinc finger FYVE-type containing 28. The coding region runs from base 50 to 2674 and encodes 874 amino acids. Gene Ontology annotation, biological process: negative regulation of epidermal growth factor-activated receptor activity. The record is from RefSeq and is a predicted model, not a curated record. Gene Ontology annotation, cellular component: early endosome membrane. The transcript is spliced from 13 exons. NCBI's taxonomy places the organism in Eukaryota, Metazoa, Chordata, Mammalia, Carnivora, Otariidae. Gene Ontology annotation, molecular function: metal ion binding.
CAGCGCUGCGGAGGCGAGGGCCGCGGGUCCGGGUUCGCGCGGCGCGGCGAUGAUGAACAGGUUCCGAAAGUGGCUGUACAAACCCAAGAGGUCGGACCCACAGCUGCUCGCCCAGUUCUACUAUGCGGACGAGGAGCUGAACCAGGUGGCCGCUGAGCUGGACAGUCUGGACGGGCGGAAGGACCCACAGCGGUGCACACUGCUCGUCAGCCAGUUUCGCUCCUGUCAGGACAACGUGUUAAACAUCAUUAAUCAGAUCAUGGAUGUGUGCAUCCCCCAGGACCGAGCCCCGCGGGAUUUCUGCGUCAAGUUCCCUGAGGAAAUCCGGCACGACAACCUGGCAGGCCAGCUGUGGUUCGGUGCUGAGUGCCUGGCUGCUGGCUCCAUCAUCAUGAACCGUGAGCUGGAGAGCAUGGCCAUGCGCCCCCUGGCCAAGGAGCUGACGCGCAGCCUGGAGGAUGUGCGGGGCGCUCUCCGCGACCAGGCGCUGCGGGACCUCAACACCUACACGGAGAAGAUGAGGGAGGCGCUGAGGCACUUCGACGUCCUGUUUGCCGAGUUCGAGCUGAGCUACGUCUCUGCCAUGGUGCCCGUGAAGUCCCCCAGGGAGUACUACGUGCAGCAGGAGGUCAUCGUGCUGUUCUGCGAGACCGUGGAGAGGGCCCUGGACUUCGGGUACCUGACCCAGGACAUGAUUGAUGACUACGAACCGGCCCUCAUGUUUACCAUCCCCAGGUUGGCCAUCGUGUGCGGCCUCGUGGUUUACGCAGACGGACCCCUGAACUUGGACCGCAAGGCAGAAGACAUGUCCGAGCUAUUCCGGCCCUUCCACACAUUGCUGCGGAAAAUAAGGGAUUUGCUGCAGACCCUGACCGAGGACGAGCUUCACACACUGGAAAGGAACCUCUGCAUUUCCCAAGACGUGGAGUUCCCCAUCCGGGCAGACACCCAGGUGCCCCCAGCCCUGGCACCAGCCUUCCCCUCACCCCUACCCGCCGAGGAGCUGCUCUCAGCCAAGGCCAAGAACCCGGAGGCGGAGCUGGCCUGCUCCAUGCAGUACGACGACCAGGAGCUGGAGCAGCUCAACCGCAUGGUCCACAGGGCAGGGGACGAGAUGUCGUCCCUCCUCUCCCCGCCCAGUGCCUGCCAGUCCCCCGCACGCCGGCCAGGGGUGGAGGGCAGCCCCCGUGGGGAGGCGUCCCCAGGCAGUGCACGGCUGCGGCCGGGCAGUGACGAGGAGGAAGGAAGGGUGUUCUUCAUGGAUGACGUGGAGGGGGCCGCAGAGGCCCCGGGCGGCCUGUCCGGGUGGGCGGGCAGUGCCAGUGCUGACCCCCAGGAGAGAGGGCAGGGCGGGGGGUGCAGAGAGGUGGAGGAGGGGGACCUGAGCAAUAACAACGACGUCCCUCACGACAAGAUGUGGGCGCUGGGCCCCAACUCCUGCAGCUGCCUGGACGGGCAGCCGCACCUGGACGGCUGGGAGGGGGGCGUGGACGCUGCGGAGACGGCCGAGAUGAUCGCCCACCGGACCGGGGGCAUGAAGCUCUCAGCCACCGUCAUCUUCAACCCCAAGUCGACGCCCACCGUGGGCUCUGCCGUCACCGCCACAGAGGCCUCCAGGGACGGUGUCUCCCUGUCGGAGCCUGUGGCCGAGGGGACAGACGGUGGCUCCCACAAACUCAGCACUGCGGCCACCAGCUGCCUCCUUAACUCCUGUGUGUGCUGCGGGGGCUGUGGGGGCGGCAGGGAGGACCCUGCCGCCCAGAGUCUGCGGGACAAGUGUGGCCCGGGAAGCGUCAUCAGCACCUCUGACCUCGGCUCCGCCAAGGCCAGCGCCAAGGGCUCAGCCCAGAGACUGGAGGAGGCCCGGCCUGUGCUGGAGGCACUGCCCUCAGAGGACGCCCCCAUUUCCAAGUGCCUGACACACACCUCGGGGCCUCAGCUGGACACAGCAGACGGGUCACCUGGAGCGGGCAAUGGCACGGGUCCCACAAGGGAGCCUCAGGCUGGACUGCAGGACAAGGGGCAGCCCUCGAAGGCCAGGGUGCAAAGUCAGCAGGGAGAGGCGGCCGAGGAGGAGCCUCAGUGCCUGUCGGGCUCCAGCGGCCCCACGGACCAGGCCGGGCUGGAGGCUGCCCCCUCGGCCACAAGAGAGAAGAUCCGGUCCAGGUUCCACGGCAGCCACGACCUCAUCCACCGCCUGUUUGUCUGCAUUUCAGGGGUGGCUGACCAGCUGCAGACAAACUAUGCCAGCGAUCUGAGGAGUAUCCUCAAGACCCUUUUUGAGGUCAUGGCCACCAAGCCCGAAACAGACGACAAGGAGAAGUUAAAGAAGGUCACCCAAAGCCUGCGGAGUGCGGCCUUGGAGGACUGUGCCCUGUGCCAGGAGACCCUGUCAUCCUCUGAGCUGGCAGCCAAGACCCGAGAUGGGGACUUGGAAGAUCCACCGGAGUGGGUCCCAGACGAGGCCUGCGGCUUCUGCACUGCGUGCAAAGCGCCCUUCACCGUCAUCCGCCGGAAACACCACUGCCGCAGCUGCGGGAAGAUCUUCUGCUCCCGCUGCUCCGCGCACUCGGCGCCGCUGCCGCGCUACGGGCAGGUGAAGCCCGUCCGCGUGUGCACGCACUGCUACGUGUUCCACGUCACGCCCUUCUACAGCGACAAGGCGGGCAUCUGACGCGAGCCCCGGCAUCCCCACACCUGCCGGGGCCCCCGCGGACUCCCGGGGAGGAGGUGCCGCUGGCUGCGGGUCUCCACGCACCUCAACAAGCUGCUGCUGCCGCCACUGGAGGGCGCUGCAGGCCGCCCAGACUCGCAGGACGCCCCGCGCCUCCGUCCCCGCCCCGCCCCCCCACCGGUGCCCACCCCCCCUCACCCCCCCACGGGCCAGCAAGAGGUCGGCUCCGGGCAGUGGGGGUGUCCCGGGCGGCCAGGUGGUUGCCUGGGCGGGGGUGGGCGCGCCUCCUGCCCGCCCCCGCCCCCGGCGCCCGCCCCCGGCCCCGGCCCCCGCCGAGCUGCUGUCCCCAGGCUGAGCCGUAGUAGAAGGCCUACUCGGAGCCUGCUCUUGACCGGGAAAGUGGGGUCGCACCUGGGGCCAAAUCCUGGGCAAGAUGGGGGACACCUCCAGGAGAGGGGUCAGGCCUCAGUGUCCCCCGGAGGGCUUCCCCGUGCUCUGCCCAUUCUCUCUCCCUGCCCAUAGCCCACAGCUGCCUGUCCCUGCUCCCCUUCGGGACCUUGACCAAACAACAGGCGAGUUGGUUACUCUCAGAGGGGGAGAUGCAGAGGCACACCCAGCUCUUCUGGGCCCACCCAAAGGCGCGCCCCUGCCCACGGGUGCCCAUCUGCUGAUGGGAUGGGGGGCAAACAGCUGCCUGCACGGCGCUGAGACCCAGGUCCCCAGGCUCUCAGACCAGGGCUCCCAGGGGCCAAGGACCACCACCCACCUGCUGCCACCACCCCCUUCCCUCUGUCCCCCGGGAACCCUGGCCCACCUCCUCCCACCCCGGAUUGGCCCGGGCCUCAGGCUGAGGCGGCCAGCCAGCCCCAGCACGGACACCUCAGGCUUAAAUCUCAGGCUUCACAUUGCAGUGACGAUUGCAGCUUUAUUUUUAGAGAGACGGCACACUACUUCUUCUUUUAUAAGAAAAUCCAGCUUCUGCUGAACAGUGGGUGCACAUGCACAGAAACAGCUUCGGGGGGGGUAUACAAAGGAGGGAAUAUUAUGUAUUGAGAUUAUUUUUAUUUUCUAAAUGCUGUAAUUCGAAGCCAUUUCCAUAAAUCUCUUUAAG